Lodderomyces pseudojiufengensis is the source of this 684-nucleotide messenger RNA. RefSeq lists its product as uncharacterized. The coding region runs from base 1 to 684 and encodes 227 amino acids. The record is from RefSeq and is a predicted model, not a curated record. The transcript has a single exon. Lineage: Eukaryota; Fungi; Ascomycota; Pichiomycetes; Serinales; Debaryomycetaceae.
AUGGGUAAUGAAUAUGAUCCAGAACCAAGGAAACAACUAAUAGCAUUGCUCAAUGCAGGUAUACCGUCUAUAAAUUGUGAGGGGGAUGAAUCAAGUGAUUUAUAUAUUAUAAAGAGUCCGUUACAUUUUAAACCGUUCAUAAGUAAACUACUACAAAAACAUUCAAGCACUAUUGUCAUACAGUAUAAGUCAAUAAAAGCAAUUUCAGAGCUAUUUCAUUCAUUUUUUCAGACAUCCCCUUCUGAAGAAGACAAUUUCUCACUAGGUCACUCGAUAACAAUAGUAGUCGAUCCAGAACAAUUGUCUGAGUUGUCUGUUGAUUCCACUAAAUUAAUACAAAUAUUAAGAAUAAUCAGCUUAAAGCAUGGAUGUUCCAUUAUUUCCAUCAAAAAUUUAAAUAAUGUCACGGAUAUUAAGAAUAUCGAUAAACUAAUUAAAUUGGAAAAGCAAGAUGUCAAACCUAAUUUUGAAGAUUUAUCAAUAAAUGAAGAUGAUUUAUUACUUUAUAUUCCUAGUACUUGGGAUUCUUGGAAUAAAAUUAUUCUUCAUGGUAAUUCAACAAUUUUGGGUGAUGAUGAAAAUAAUGAUGGAAUCAUACGAAACGAACAAGAUCUACGCAAUAUAGAUGAGAAAUAUGAAGAUUAUUUAACUAAUGAUGACCCAAAUAAAGAUUGGUUGAGCUAA